ACUCUACCCGAAACGAAACAAAGCAAUCGAAUCGCGGGUGAGAUCAGUCGGCAAAUGGCUGCCGACGGUGGUUUUAGCACGGCGGCGUCCCCGUCGAUUACAAAGGAAGAACAGAAACUGGAAAUUACAAAACAGAUGAGAAGUCUUGAGGUCGCCAUUGCAGAGCUCAAUCAUCUUUCCUCUACCAGAGCUGUCUAUCAGAAAAACGGAAACCUAUUUUUUCGCACAACUGUUCAAAAAGCAACUACUUCGGAACAGAAAAAACUUGAUGCGGCUAAAGCAAGGCUUGAAAGACUGAAUUCUUGAUUCGGACCCUCCAACAAGGGAGUAUUUUCUAAGUGCUUCAAAAAGCGUUUUUAAUUGAAACUCAGGAGCAAAGGGUUAUUAGAGGUUCAAAAUUCCUUUUAGUAAAAUCUUUUUGCUAAAACUUCUUUCACUUUGAUCACUGCCUAUUCUGUCUAUAAAUGUGUAAUGCUAUACUACUUAUUUUGUGCCUUAGAAUCUAUGCACUAUUUUGAACAAUUUGAAGUGAUAAUUCAUCUAAGACGAAAAUAAAUUCUCCAUUUGACCAAA
Cucumis melo (muskmelon) is the source of this 573-nucleotide messenger RNA. RefSeq lists its product as uncharacterized. Gene Ontology annotation, cellular component: prefoldin complex. The transcript has 3 exons. Bases 55 to 306 code for a protein of 83 amino acids. The record is from RefSeq and is a predicted model, not a curated record. Lineage: Eukaryota; Viridiplantae; Streptophyta; Magnoliopsida; Cucurbitales; Cucurbitaceae. Gene Ontology annotation, biological process: protein folding.